This is a messenger RNA of Priapulus caudatus, 1504 nucleotides long. RefSeq lists its product as uncharacterized. The transcript is spliced from 5 exons. NCBI's taxonomy places the organism in Eukaryota, Metazoa, Priapulida, Priapulimorpha, Priapulimorphida, Priapulidae. Bases 1 to 1026 code for a protein of 341 amino acids. The record is from RefSeq and is a predicted model, not a curated record.
AUGUUGCAGUCUGCAGUGACAGUGUGGGGGACAGCGGCGGCACCUAGCAUCAAGCUGCGCCUAUAUGAGGGCACCAGCAUCUCAAACAAGGCCAAGCAGGCGACCUACGUUGACCUUGGUCAGGACCUCCUCCUCGUCGCCAGCCUUGAUGACGUCGGACUGUACACGAACUUCAUCCUCUACAAUUGCGUGGCGUUUGCGCCUGACAGUCAGUACAGCAUGGUCCUCAUCGACAGCCACGACAACAUGAACAUCACCCGAGAGACGAGCCACUCCCCCUGCGAUGACGGAGAAGAUUGGGAGAACGAGUUGCAGGCGGCGCUGAGCCAGGUCAGCACGCGGAGCAACAACGCGGGGCGCCGUCCCCACGAGCAGGCAACGGCGCGGGACGUGCAGGAAGAACCGCCCCACAAGCGGUACUGCGAGCCGACCGCCGCCGCCACGCCGCCGCCGCCGACCGCCGACGACGGUUGCGCGACACAGUCGACCCGCAACGCCCCCGCCACGCUGUGCACGCAGUGUACACUGUGCCCGUGUCGACGCCGCGUUCAGGCCACGCCGCCCGUCGCCACGGUCAGGCCGUGCGUCACGGCCGCGCCGGUGACCACCGCUACCACCGCUGCCGGAGCUGUCGCUACCGCCGCCGCCGCCACCGCCGCCGUAGCCGUGCGCGUGCAACAGACGACGCAGACAAUUUACAGCCGGCCCAACUGCAGGCCCGCGCAUGCCACGCCAAGCCUCACCUUCGGCGCGUCGGGUGAGCAGGUCGCCUACAAUUCGUGGGAUCACUACCGCGACGAUGUAAUGAAGUUCUGGCACCUCAACCCGGGCUUCACGGUGGUGCACAUGCAAAAUGACCAUUUAGCGUUGAAGGUCGUCCCCGUGGAAGCCGCGCCACGUGCAGGUCUGUCCUGGGAAAACCAGCAUCGGCCGGCGCACCUGGUGGAGGACGAAGCCUGGAUGGUCAGCGACGACGAGGACGCCGAAGAAGAAGAGGAGCGACGCUUCUACAGCGGGUACCGCUGAGGACCCCACGAUGACGGCGAGGACCCCACGACGACGGCGAGGACCCCACGAUGACGGCGAGGACCCCACGAUGACGGCGAGGACCCACGACGACGACCGCGACGACGACGGCUGCAACGCCAAACUAGUUAAUUUUUGUUGUUCUUGUUUUGUAUUGUGUAAAAAACGAAAGGAAGAAAAGAUCGAUAAACGUAAAAUAAAAUAAAAUAAAAUAAAAUAAAAUAAAAUAAAACAAAAUAAAGAACUGUGUGCUUAGUUAAGUUAGUUCGUUUGUUAAGAGGGUGAUGGGUGCACUGGAAAAAAAAAUCAAAUAUAAAAUAACAGAACGAAAAAUUCAAAGAAAAAUAAUAAUAAAAAUGAAUAUAAAAGACGUACAGCGUACGUGUACAUUACAGUACAGCGUACAUUUCGGCUUAACAACGUUGUUCGCCGCAUAGCUGCGGCUUCCAACUUUUUCCUAUGGGGGGGGGGGAUAAUG